Messenger RNA from Bactrocera oleae (olive fruit fly), 925 nucleotides. RefSeq names its product glutathione S-transferase D1. Gene Ontology annotation, biological process: glutathione metabolic process. Gene Ontology annotation, molecular function: glutathione transferase activity. Lineage: Eukaryota; Metazoa; Arthropoda; Insecta; Diptera; Tephritidae. The record is from RefSeq and is a predicted model, not a curated record.
GUCUACGUUUUGUAUUGCCUCUAUAGCAGUUUAGGAAGAGAAUCAGUCAUUCAUUUCAUAUCUUGUGCGUAAUUAUGUGUGACCUUCUGCUGCGCCUUAUCGCCCGCAAUAUUUUUGGUAUAAAAAGUUUCGUGCGUCUAUUGGAUUUUCAGUUGCGACAUUGAACUUAUCCAAGCGAUUUCUGAAGUCAACCACCUUUAAUAUAUACAAAAAAUGGAUUUUUACUAUGUGCCUGCGUCCCCUCCUUGCCGCGCCGUCCUGUUGGCCGCAAAAGCUUUAGGAGUCAAUUUAAAUAAAAAGCUGCUAAAUUUGUUUGCUGGAGAGCAUUUGAAGCCCGAAUUUCUUAAACUCAAUCCACAACAUACAGUUCCCACAUUGGUAGAUAACGGUUUCUCUAUUUGGGAGUCACGUGUCAUAACUGUCUAUUUGGCCGAAAAAUACGGCAGAAAUGAUUCCUUGUAUCCGAAAAACCCGAAAAAGCGCGCUGUCAUCAAUCAACGUCUCUUCUUCGAUCUCUCCACAAUAUAUCAGGCCUUUAUCGAUACAUACGUUAAACAAUACCUCUUUAAGCAACCAGUCGAUGCAGAGAAAUACAAGGCAAUCGAUACAGCUUUUGAAUUAUUGGACACAUUCCUGGAGGGACAGAAUUAUGCUGCUGGAGAUUCUUAUACUCUGGCUGAUAUUUCAUUGCUAGCAACAGUGUCAUCUUAUGAAGCUGUCAACUAUGAUUUCAGUAAAUAUAUCAAUGUAGCCAGAUGGUACGAGAAUUUGAAGAAGAGUGCACCUGGUUGGGAAGAAAAUUGGGCUGGCUGCUUGGAAUAUAAAAAUCUAUUAGGCCUUUAAGUUUACAACACUAGGUACUACAAUUUUGUGCUCAGGUUUACUUGGAUAAAUUAUGUAAAUAAAAAGUUAAAAUUUCACAAAA